GAUAUUGAUAUUAUUAAUCAUCCAUUAUUUCUUGUUAUUCGACAAUGGUCUGAACGUUUAUUACAAUUAUGGUUAAUUAAUGGUACAAUGAAUGGUGAUGAAUAUCGAGCAUUAUUUUAUACACAUCAAUUAUUUAAACUUUUAUCUGAAUGGUUAAAUCAACAGGAUGAUAUAUCUCUUGAUAAUGAUAAUCAAGAAAUAAUCCGACAUGUUAUAACAAAUUUAUUUGUUGAUGAAGAUUUUAUCAAUACACUCUGUAAAGUUAUUUGUCAAUUAAUAAUCAAAGAAAAUGAUGAAGAAUAUAUUUCUAUAACAAGUCAUUUAUCGGUACAAGAAGAUCAUGUAUCUCCAGACGAUAUUCAUCUACAAACAAAUACAUCCGAUGAUCAAGCUGAACAAACUGAUGUUCUUGAUGUUCUCUUUCGUUGUAUUAAUUCAUUAGUUAUUUUAUUUAGUCAUUCAAUUUUAUUAAAUAAUCCAAUAGCAAAUAAAUGUUUAACAUCAUGUCUUCUUGAUUGUCUUAAUUCACCAUUAUUUAUUCAACUAUCAACAAAAUUUGUUCGACAAAAUUUUCUACAAGAAAAAAUUCAUAUACGUACUAUAUUUCUUUUAUUUACAUGUCUUGAUUAUUGUACAUUAUCAAUAACAAUAUCAACAUUAGAUUUAUUACCAUCAAUACGUCGAAUUCUUCAUAUUUGGUGUGAAAUUCCACAAAAUUCAACUGAUGAUAUAUCACCAUUAAUUAUUCGUUUAAUUCGUCUUAUUAAUCGUUUAGCAUUAUUAAAUCGAGAUUCAAUAAUAGAAGAAAAUCUUUGUGCUUAUUUUGUACCACAUUUUGAAAAUUUAUGUUUAACACCGGAUGUCAUUGAUGAGAUUAUUUCAUUACUUAUUACACUUGCAACAUCAAUAACAGGUAAACAACAUUUACGUCGUUUAGGUUAUAUUCAACAUAUUUUACAAGCAACUAAACAACAUAGUAAUCUUUGGUAUCCAUUAUCAUUAUUAAUAAAACAACGUGAUUUAUAUCAAACAUCAUUUUGUAAAAAAUUUAUAUAUUUAUUAACACAACGAACAUUAAAAAUAUUUCAAUCAUUAACAACAUUAUCACAUGAAUCUCCAAUGACAUCAUCAAAAGAUCAAAUAUAUCUUAUGGCUAUUGAAUGGUUUAUUUUAUUACGUACACAUUUUUUAUCAUUUACAAUGAUUGUUGAUGAAUUAAUAAAUUAUACAAAAAAAGUUAAUCUUAUAAAUAUUAUUGUCGAUACAAUUUUAUCAUUAAUACAAGAUAAUGAAAAUUUAUCAACAUUAAUCGAUAUUUUAAUUGAAGUUUUAUGGACAGUUUCAUUUAGUACAUCAACAAAUAUUCAUGAUAUUUUACAAAAACGUCUUGAUUUAUGUCGAUGGUUACGAACAAAUUUAAACACAUCAACAAGAAAUAUUUGUCUUGCAUCACAAGCUAUUCUUUUAACAUUAGAUUCAACAAAUAAAAGUUUAAAUCAUACAAUAUCCAAUCAUCAUUCAUCAUUAAAUAUAAAUAAUAAUUUAAUAUGUAUAUUUUAUUCAGAUGAAUCUUAUCAAGAAUUAUGUAUAGUACUACGUGAUCGUCUUCAAAUUGAAUUUGAAUAUUCAGUUGAACUUAUAUUAACAUCAACAUGUCAAUCACUUGAUUCAUUAAUUCAUCUUAUUGCACAAUCAUCACUUUGUCUAUUUUGUAUAAGUACACAAAUGAAAAUUGAUAAUUUAGUUCAUUUUGUUUAUCAUUAUAUAUCAUUUCAACCAUAUUCUAUUCCAAUAUUAACAAUUCCAAUUGAACAUGAAUGUGAAAUUGAAGGAAAUUGGCUUGAAUCGAUAGUUACUGUUGAUAUGCAAUCGAUUUUUAAAGAAAUUCAACGUUAUUUAAAUCAAAUUGAAGAUAAUGAUACAUGUAUACUAAGUCAAACAAGUGAUUUGAUAAAUGUUAGCCAUCCUCAUAAUGAAAUAAAAAACCAAACACUUAAUUAUAUGAUCUGUCCUGUACAUAAUUGGUCAUCAGAGGAUGUAAAUGAAUGGUGUAAAUCAACACAAGAUAGUUUUGAAACAUUAAAACCAUUAGUUAUGCGUCUCAAUGGUUCAGGUCUUGCACAUCUUGCUGAAAUUCUAGCAAUUGAACCAGCAUCAAUGUAUCAUAGUUUAAAUGAUGAACUUCUUCAACGUACAGGUACAACUGUUCCAAUUACAGAAUAUGUUUCAUUACGAAGUGAAUUACAAAGUUUAUUUAAUCAACCACAAAAUCUUUAUACUUCGACUACUGAACUUAAGAAUAUCAACGAAGACAAUUAUCAGAAAAAAGACAGAAAAAAAAGUCGUCUUUGUACCAUACUUUGA
Molecule: messenger RNA, 2364 nt
Organism: Adineta steineri
Lineage: Eukaryota; Metazoa; Rotifera; Eurotatoria; Adinetida; Adinetidae
Source: the annotation of a GenBank genome assembly